Gavia stellata (red-throated loon) is the source of this 1715-nucleotide messenger RNA. It is a transcript of the gene TRMT10C, whose product is annotated as tRNA methyltransferase 10C, mitochondrial RNase P subunit. Gene Ontology annotation, molecular function: tRNA binding. The record is from RefSeq and is a predicted model, not a curated record. The transcript is spliced from 3 exons. Lineage: Eukaryota; Metazoa; Chordata; Aves; Gaviiformes; Gaviidae. Gene Ontology annotation, cellular component: nucleus; mitochondrion; nucleoplasm. Gene Ontology annotation, biological process: mitochondrial tRNA 5'-end processing; positive regulation of mitochondrial translation. Bases 142 to 1386 code for a protein of 414 amino acids.
CCGCCGCCCUCCCUUCCCGGGUGGGACCAGACGGAGGCCAGGCGGGCUGGAGCGCGGCCGGAGCUCGGGCAGGAGGUGUCUGGUGAAUCGGGCGUGGAAACUCAUUUGGAUAACUGUUUGAACAGAGCACAUGUCUUAAGUAUGCAGUCGGCUAAUGUGCUUCUGAAAAAAAUUGUAAGAAGUUCUGUCCUUCCAUUUGCUGCACAACAUGGGAUGAAAAAGGAUUUGUUUCCACUCAGUAGAACUCUGAGUUUAUCACUUUGCCUGAAGCAGGACAAUUCAUGCAAUCCCUCAGAAAAACUAGAUUUAGAUUCGUGGAAGAAGGUAAUGAAGUCUGGGUUGCAAGAAGUUAGUGAGACUGUCCCUGAGAAUAAGGAGCUUUCCACUUUGGCUCAGGCACGUGAGACUUUGGAGAUGUGGAGACUAGCUGGCAGAUCAGUUCCAGAAAAUAUCAGUGAAGAACAGCUGAAAACCUUUAUGGAAUGUCCUUCCAAGUCAGCCAAAAAGAAGUAUUUAAAAUAUUUGCAUCUCAAAGAACUUUACAAGAAGAGCGACAAAAGAAAGAUGGAUGAGAAAAGGGAAAGGAGGCUGGAAACACAAGAGCGAGCUUCAAAAACUGAUGAGACCAAAAGGAGUUCAUUCGUAUGUUUGUGGGCUAACUCUAUGGAUCGAGCAUACAAUUGGAGGGCUGCUCAGUCUAUGAUCUUUGGCCAACCUCUAGUAUUUGACAUGUCUUACGAAAAAGAUAUGUCCAUCCGAGAAGUUGCAAAUACAGUGAGACAGAUAGUAUUAAGUGAAGGGUGCAAUCGAAGAUCUGUGGAUCCGUUCCACAUCCACUUCUGUAACUUAGAAGACAACAGCCUCUAUCAUAAGGAAUUUGUCAAGCAUUAUAGAGAGGCGUGGGGCAAAUUGCUUAUCACCGUGACAGACCAGUGCUACACCAAAGUCUUUCCAAAGGAUAAGCUUAUCUAUCUGACUGCUGAUUCACCCAAAGUAAUGAAAACAUUCGAUCACGAUAAAAUCUAUAUUGUCGGGUCAAUGGUUGACAAGAGCAUAAAAACAGGAGUCUCUUUAGCACGGGCAAAGCGACUGGGGCUGGACACUGCGGCCCUUCCACUGGAGAAGUACUUGCUUUGGAAUACUGGCGCCAAAAAUCUCACACUGGAUCAAAUGACACAUAUUUUGUUAACCUUAAAAGAUACUGGAGACUGGAAGAAGGCUCUGGAAUUUGUUCCGAAAAGGAAGUAUUACGGCUUUGUAAGCAAGCCUGUGCAUGAACUGAAAAAAACCUUAAACCUGAUCAACACACUUAAACUUGGAAGGAGACAGGAAGAGGUACGAAAGCAAUUUGCCAAGAACUACUCUAAGAAGCUAACACAAAAGUAGAGUGAUGGGAAGGAGGAUGAUUUAUUAACGAGCAAACUAUGCCCUUGAAUGCUCCACUUUCUUGUGACUUCUGGAAAUAUAUAAAGCGAUGUAUCUCUAAAAAUGCCUUUUUUGGUCAAGGUUGAAAGGACUGUUGUUAGGGAUUUUUUUUAAAAUUACCUUAGUAUUCCAGCUGUUUGAAUUUAUUCACAGAUUACUGAAAUUAUGUAAGAGAAAUGAGAUAAUCUGUUCUAAAAAAUUACUCUGUAUAAAGAAUGUAAACCUAUUCAGUUGAGUCAUGCCGGGACAAGGGUGACUGCAACUGAAUGCAAAGCUUGUUCUUCAGAGAA